GGGAGUCGAGCGGAAGUCACUCUGAGGCGCCGUCAGUGGAGGCAAGUGAGCGCCUUCCUGGAGUUGGCGUGUCGGGACCUUGUGAGGGUGACACGGUCCUAGUAGGUGAAGGGUAAGGCUGUCGCACGGUCCCGAUCGCUCCCCGACUUAAACACUGGGACUCUGGGGUGGAAUUGGGCUAUUUGCUGAAGCUUCUUUACCUGGUAGCCCAGGGAAAAAUUUACAUUUUGAUUUUUUUUUUGUCAUGGCUUUGGUUCAUAAAUUGUUGAAUGGCACUUAUAUUCUCAGAAAAUGCCCAAAGCCAAGAGUUGUCUUCUGUCCAUUUUGGGGUACUCACUUUGCAGACUAUUGUUCCAGUAGUUUUCAGAAACCAGUGGCUGCUCCUGGCAAAGCCUCUUCUCAGAGGAAGACUAAAGGGAAUUUGGAAGAACAUCACCAGAGAGAAGUUGCUUUGGAAAUAACUUCUCCUGAGGACAAGCCUGAAAUUAGUUUUGAUAAAGCAAUUAAAGAAGAAAUGAAGGGCCAUUUUAGGCAUUUGAAGGAUGAUAUUGUGAAUUAUUGGAUAGGGCCUGAAGGCCGCCCUCUGCAUGAGGUCUUGAUGGAACAAGCCAAGGUUGUCUGGCAAUUCCGUAGCAAAGAAGAUUUGGAUAAGUGGACAGUAACUUCUGAUAAAGCGAUUGGUGGCAGAAGUGAAGUGUUCCUGAAAAUGGGCAGGAAUAACCAAAGUGCACUGCUGUAUGGAACUCUGAGCUCUGAGGCGCCCCAGGAUGGGGAAAGUGGCCGAAGUGGGUACUGUGCAAUGGUAUCCAAGAUUCUAAGGGGCCCUUUUGAGAUGAAGAGAUCUUAUGAUUGGUCCCACUUCAACACUCUGUAUCUCCGUGUCCGUGGAGAUGGUCGACCUUGGAUGGUGAAUAUCAGGGAGGACACGGAUAUAAUCCAGAGGAAGGAUCAGAUGUACAGUUACUUCAUGUUCACCCGUGGGGGGCCCUACUGGCAGGAGGUCAAGAUUCCUUUCUCCAAAUUUUUCUUCUCUAAUCAAGGAAGAAUCCGGGAUGCCCAGUACCAGCUUCCGCUCGACAAGAUCUCAUCUAUUGGAUUCACCCUGGCUGAUAAAGUGGAUGGUCCAUUCUUCUUGGAAAUAGAUUUUAUUGGAGUAUUUACAGAUCCGGCCCACACAGAAGAAUUUGCCUAUGAAAAUUCUCCAGAGCUUAAUCCAAGACUUUUUUAAAUAGUGAUCAUGUGGUAUUUCUCUAUUGCUGAGGGUAGAAUCCACAGUGACACAAAAAUAAAGUAUUUUUUUAAAUGGUAUCCAAA
Molecule: messenger RNA, 1314 nt
Organism: Cervus elaphus (red deer)
Lineage: Eukaryota; Metazoa; Chordata; Mammalia; Artiodactyla; Cervidae
Gene: NDUFAF1
Product: NADH:ubiquinone oxidoreductase complex assembly factor 1
Exons: 5
Coding region: 245-1228 (327 amino acids)
Biological process (GO): mitochondrial electron transport, NADH to ubiquinone; mitochondrial respiratory chain complex I assembly
Cellular component (GO): mitochondrion
Source: RefSeq, a predicted model, not a curated record